This is a messenger RNA of Macrobrachium nipponense, 4427 nucleotides long. Its product is annotated as stomatin-like protein 1. Bases 231 to 1544 code for a protein of 437 amino acids. Gene Ontology annotation, cellular component: plasma membrane. The transcript is spliced from 9 exons. The record is from RefSeq and is a predicted model, not a curated record. NCBI's taxonomy places the organism in Eukaryota, Metazoa, Arthropoda, Malacostraca, Decapoda, Palaemonidae.
AGACGACACACUAAGAGGACGUAGCUAGGGAAGAGAACGCAUUAAGCAUCAGUGAUUGUUUGCAGUUUUGCCAUGCUAUAAUUACCACCUGCUUCACUACUAUAAGCUAAAAAACGAUUCUUAAGUUCCACUAGACUGGGACACUCAACCAGCAAAUGCCUAACAGUCAGCGGAACUAAGCAAUCGUCACAGAAGGGCUCAUUCUCCCCAUCCAUCAGAUAGCCUUAGUCAUGGUUUCAUACGCGAAGUAUAGCCUGGUUCCAACUGAGGAGCCAAAGGAACAAGAAGUACCGCAGCACACAGGAGCCUUUGAUUACAAUUCGGCAUUUAGCUACAAAUCAGCCUUCGACUAUGGAUCAAAAACAUCUAGUCAGUACCAGAGUGCAUUCGACUAUGGCUAUGGUCACAGGUCUCACUCUGUUAGCCUCGGCCUUGGGGAUAAGGGUAAAGAUGAAAAGAAGAGAAGGUUCACCAGCUUCAGUUUCAUGAACUGUUUAGCAUCAGUUGUAACAGCAGUAAGCUACUUCUUCAUAUGCUUAACCUUUCCUGUUACACUAUGGUUCUGUUUCAAGAAAAUUGCCCAGUGGGAGCGCCUCAUUGUUUUCCGCCUUGGGAGACUACGUGGUGCUCUGGGCCCUGGUGUGGUAUUUAUUAUUCCAUGGCUGGACAGGCAUAAUCGUGUGGACAUGAGGACAAAGGCUUUCUCAGUUCCUCCACAACAGCUCAUCACAGCUGAUAACGGAAUAAUUGAAAUGGGAUGUGAAGUAAAGUACAGAGUUAGUGAUGUACAGCGGCUUACUACAUCUGUCACGUCUCCAGAGCAUGGGUUGAGGAGUUUUGGGAAAACUGUUCUUCUAAAUGUUCUUACAAAGCACACAGUUCGGGAGACUGAACGUGAUCGUCCUUCCAUUGCUUCAAAGAUUCAGAAAGAGCUAAAUUUGAGAGUUUUAGAAUGGGGCAUUGAAAUUGGAGAUGUAUCAUUGAGUAAUGUAAACAUCUUGAAAGAAGCUGAACCAAGUAACCCACUGAAGCCCAUUAUGAACUGCUUUGGGUCUGGUGGUGCAGAUGUUUUGGUUCCUCCAGCUGCUGCAAAUAAAGCAGGAGGAUCUGCAAUGUUCAACAUGGACUUCUCUUUCUUGGGAGCUGCUAAUUCUAAAAAAAAGUCAGAAAAUAUUGUUACAAGCAGUCGUUCGCCACAAACAAAACUGGGGAAACAUCUACAGGGACUCAUCGGAGGUGUGGGAGGAGCUGAUCUCACUCAUGGCAUCUACAGACUUCAAGUGGAGGGGAAGGAUGGUGGUGUCUUCAUAAUAUUCAUUGGAAAUGGAGUGCGCCAGGUAGUAGAAGGAGAUCUCCCUAAAGUAACCCCUGAUGUGGCAGUAACCAUUGCAAAGAAUGACCUCAUGGCCAUUUUUGAUGGCACUCUAGCUCCUCUACAAGCCUACCUUUCUGGUCACCUGACUGUGCAAGGUAAUGUUCAGAUGCUCAUGGGAUUAGAAUCUUUACGUAACGGAGCAAACAAAGAAGACAUAUUUAUAGUUUAGAGAUGUGUCAUGUAUUUGCUAAAGCAGAGAAAUCUGAAUGCUACCCUUCUCUAGGGAAUAAUGAUCUACAGUUUCCAUUGAAUACUGCUUCAAAAAUCUCAAUUUAUUAUGUGUUGGUUAACAAAUUACAGUAGCUGACAAUCCUGAAUACAGAAGUUAUGGGGGUUUGUAAAUAUUUUGCAAGUUAUAAAUUAUAAUGUGCCAUCAAUGUAAAAUGUAAGCCAUCUCUCAAGGUUUUGGUAUUAAUUUUUAAAACACAGAACAUGUAUAACUCAAAAUCAGUUAUUUGAAUAUUAGCUACAGUAAUUUUUUUUUUAUUCUAUACUUUAUGUUAAUGUUGUGGUACAUUCUUGUAGUACAGUAUUUGCUUCUUUGGGUCUCGUAAUAGUUUAUGUAACCAUUAGCUGUUAACAUAUUAAGUAGUUCUUUAUAAGAUAGUUCUUUCAGUUUUGUAUCAAGAAAACAUUAACUAGCAUAGCAUACCUGAAAUGCAGCAACUAUAAUAGCUGUGAAACACUGUAAAUUCUAAGAAUAUCUAAUUGUUACGUGCAAUUUAAAGAUUUUCUUUUGAUUCACAACAGUAUUUUUUUCAAUUACUUUUAGUAGUUGCCUUGAGGGCAGUAGUCAUUAACAUGUUACUUUCUAGAGUAUUUUACAGAAGCUUUUCAUGAGAUAUUCGGGAUAAAUAUCUAAUAUUAGUGUCUUUAACAUUGUAAGAAAUGGAGCUGAAAGAGUUGUAAAGCGGAAACUCUUUCCUGGAUAUAUGGAAGUUCAUAUUUAUUCUUUGCCACCAUCUCAGUGACUAGAUUUCCAAAGAAAGGUUGAUGGAGUGAUUUUCUGGAGUUCUAAGUUGAAAAGUGUUUAAGUAUGUAAAUUUGUAAUCUCCACAGCAUCAUAGAGCUAUUCUAAUUUUGGUGCUGACGUGCCAGUUGUUGCAGCUCUUAAAUGAAAAUUGGUUUUGAAAGCGUCAGUCAGUUGGCAAUACUUUUGGUUACUGUCAUACACUAUCAUGUCAUAAUUAUCAUUCCAGUCUGUAAACAUUAGAUAUUUAUCCUCCCAUUAUUUUUUAUAUACAAUGGCUAGCUAUCCAAAAUGUUAUGAGCAUAUAAUAGAGUGAGAGAGUGUUUUAAAUUUCAGAUAAGUAUAUAUAUUUAUUUUUAAACGUAGGAACUUGUAAAAUGAUCUUGCUUUGAUCUUUACUGUCAAAGAAUGAGUUAUGGGUUAAUUACAACAGAGUACAGUAAUACACUGAGAAUUUUAGAUUCAGGGCUUAACUGUAAUUAUAGAGAGCUAUUGUUAAUACAGUGAUACCAGGGAUGUUUAAAAUCCUUUUCAUUCAGGAUAAUUCAUUUUUAUUUCACGCUUCAUUUCUCAUAGAGAACUUCAGAAAUGAUUGAUUCUUCCCAGUAUAGAUAAACAUUUUGAGGUAUGGCACUGUCAUGGAAAAUUAAUUCCAUGUUUAUGCAAUAAAAUUUCCUAUAUUUAACUGAUAUAGUAUCUGGUUUCUGACAGAAGUGCACCAAUGUGCAAGUGAAUCUCAUUAACUGGGCUUGGCAAAAAUUACAGGUUGAAUACUUAUCAUGUCUAAUUCAGUGUAAUGCUUACUGCUCAUGCAGAUGUACUAGUACUGUAAUGCAGUUCCUCAUUGUAAGAGUGGGUUAAGUGCGCGCCUACCGAUUUGGUAGCCCCUGUUCACUCCCCGCUCUGCCAACGCAUAAUCAGAAGAAUUUAUUUCUGGUGAUUCUCAAUAUAAUAUGGUUCGGAUCCCACAAUAAGUUGUAGGUCCCGUUGUUGUAAGUAACCAGUUGGUUCCUAGCCACGUAAAAAUACCUAAUUCUUCGGGCCAGCCCUAGGAGAGCUGUUAAUUAGCUCAGUGGUCUGGUUAAGCUAAGAUUUACUUAACUCAGUACAGGAAUGCAGUCCACACGACAGUUUCUACAUGCUUGAACUGAAUACAUCUAACAAGUGCAAUCCAAGUGUAGACUGGGUGGAGUAACUCUUAAAAUGGUCAUCAAGUGCACUGACAGCUUUAUGUAUUACGUACUCUAGCCAAUUACAUUUAUGAUUUAGAUGACGACAACUUUUGUUCAAGAUUCCUUUCAGUCCCAUAUUCAAUUUUUCCUAAAUAAAAAUAUUUGUAUUACACACAUAUGUUUACCUGUACCCUUAUCACUUAAAAACAUUAUCUUUGUAUUGUCUCCAGUGACAUAAAGUUUCAAACUUUUGGAAAAUGCAAGACUUGCAACUAAAUUCUUAAUAAAGCAGCUUUUUACAAAUAAUGUAUUGACCCCUUACUUUCAGUACACAAAUUAACUUAAAAGAUUCUAAGUGGAGAAGUGUGACAUAGUAAUAUAAUUUUAUAUUUGUCGCAGUGCACAAUGACAUCUGCAUGGUAAAACAAUUCUGUUUAGCUCACCUGGAUAUGGUAAGACUCUGUCAGUUCUCUUCUGGUUUUCAGUAAACUUCCAGUUCAUACUUAGUGUUCACUUUUGUUUUUGUAUUUAUCAUAAAUUUAUAUGAUAGAUUUUCAGGCAUACAUUAUUUCUGACAUCCCACUGAAAGACGGUGUUUCUAAAUGGGAAGAAAACAACGUCGUAGUUCAUCUCUUGACAGCCCUCGGUUACACACAGAUACUUGUUGCAGUUGGGUCAUGCCCUGUCUUGACUGUUUUGCCUUUAAAUAUGGUACAUAUUUAACUUUGGAGUGUUAAUCAACAUAUAACAGUUGUUAUGGCCAAAAAAAUGAAAGGGGCUGGAGGGAUGAUGGAUCUCACUGCCAUUUAGAACUGGACAGUUGAAAAUUGAAAUGGGGUUUUCAAUUAUCUCGCAAGCUCUUUAUGAGUUUUUACAACGAAAGAAAAGUUAUUUUUGUAAAUGCUUUCAU